Phragmites australis (common reed) is the source of this 1689-nucleotide messenger RNA. Its product is annotated as disease resistance protein RGA2-like. The record is from RefSeq and is a predicted model, not a curated record. Lineage: Eukaryota; Viridiplantae; Streptophyta; Magnoliopsida; Poales; Poaceae. The transcript has a single exon. Gene Ontology annotation, molecular function: ADP binding. The coding region runs from base 1 to 1503 and encodes 500 amino acids.
AUGGAUGAAGCUGUAGUAUCUGCGGUCAUCACCGAUGCUGUUACCAGAGUGAUCUCCUUCAUCGCCGAGCAGCUCAAAAACCGACGAAGCGUAAGCGACAAACUACAAAAAGUACGUCACCUGCUCGUCAGGAUCCAGAGUGUGGUAGAGGAGGCCCAAGGAAGGCAGAUCACAAACCAUGCUCUCCUUGAGUGGCUCUCGGAGCUCAUCAACAGCAUGCACCAAGGCCGCUUCUUGCUUGACACAUUCCAGUCUGGAACUGUUGAGUUCAUCAGUGAGCCAGACGACACAACGGUACCCCAAUCUUUCUCGUUGUCUUCGUUUAAUCCUGCUAAGAGGUUGCGUGUUGCUGCGGGUAGUGUCAAGCGCCUGCUAUUUCAUGGUAGCCGCGAAAAUGAGCUCAAUUCUGUCCUGGAAAAUUUGAAGAGCAUGUCAAGUGAUCUGAGUGACUUCAUCAUGCUAGUUAAGAGCUACCCAUCCGUUCCUCGGCCACUAACAACUAACAUUUAUGUGGACAGCUCUAUGUUUGGCCGGCACAUUGAGAGGGAGCAGAUCUUUAAUUUCUUGAUGCAAGACAACUGCCCCAUGGAAACUUUUGGUGUCCUGCCGAUAAUAGGUGACAAAGGAGUCGGAAAGACUACUCUUGUGCAGCAUGUUUGUGACGAUGUUAGGGUUCGCAACCACUUCCCAGUAAUUGUCUUCUAUGAUUUCAUCUAUACUUAUCUUAUGGCCAACAGUGACUCAAGGAUAGUGCAACAUUCCAAGUUUAUCGUGGGCGAUAUGAGAAAUUUUGAUGAGCAGUUGCAUGUUCUCAAGCGCACAUUGAGUGGUAACAGGUUUCUUCUUGUGUUUGAAAAUGUUGAUUUGCAUAAUAUGCAAACACUACAAAUUCUCUUGCAGACCCUACAAUGCGCGAAAAAAGGGUGCAAGAUCAUUGUUACAAGUGACAAGAACCGCAUCGCGAGCCUUGGAACGAUCAAUCCAAUCAGACUUAAGAUUUUGCCACAGGCGGAGUACUGGUUCUUCUUCAAAGCGCACGCUUUCGCUGGAGCGGAUGUGGCGCAAAAUCCUAGACUGGUAGCAAUGGGUAGAGAAAUUGCCAAGGGUCUUCAGGGGUCAUUCUUUGGCUCGAAGAUCAUUGGAGCAUUGCUAAGAGCUCACCCUACCCCACAGUUCUGGUCCAAGUUCUUGAGAAAUGACAUCGGGGAGCUGUCGCUGUUCGGCGAUGGGCUUGGCUACAUGUAUGAUGUAGCUGAAACAAUCCUUCCCAGACAUGUCAGAGUUUGGCGCGUGUCCGCCUCUGCAUGGUGGCCUGACUACCCUGGGAGAACGCUAGCCAGCUUGCAGGAUCUCUCUCUGGAAAGGCAAAGCUCUCACCUUGGUCGUGGACAUGAGAAUAAUCUGCAUGGUGGUGAUAAGGAUUGCGUUCUACAGAUUUUGCUAUGCAAGUCGGUGUUCCCUUUGUACUCUGUAUACUACACAGCUCAUUGCGCAAUGAUCUGAAGAAAUAAUUAGGCAAUGUUUGGUGUGGUCUUAGUCUUAUUGAUAAGUCCAUUGGUUCUCUUAGUUGUAUUAUGUUUCUCAAAAGUUGUUGUGGACUUUGACCUACACUGUAUUUUCGCUUUUGAAGAAUAGGAUGGGCCGGUGAAGCUUCCUAGACAAACAACUUGCCCAAAACACGCUAACAAC